Colletotrichum gloeosporioides is the source of this 1368-nucleotide messenger RNA. RefSeq names its product Arabinoxylan arabinofuranohydrolase. The coding region runs from base 1 to 1368 and encodes 455 amino acids. The transcript has a single exon. Gene Ontology annotation, biological process: carbohydrate metabolic process. Lineage: Eukaryota; Fungi; Ascomycota; Sordariomycetes; Glomerellales; Glomerellaceae. Gene Ontology annotation, molecular function: hydrolase activity, hydrolyzing O-glycosyl compounds; carbohydrate binding. The record is from RefSeq and is a predicted model, not a curated record.
AUGAACAAGACAACCCAAACUUCAGCCAUCAUGAAAACUUUCCUCUUGUUCAGUGGCCUUCUGUCCGCCAUUGGUCGUGUUCAUGCCGAGAAUCCCAUCGUACAGACCCAGUACACAGCUGAUCCGGCACCUCUUGUGGUCGGGGAUCGCGUCUACCUCUUCACCGGUCACGAUGAAGACAACUCCACCAACUUCGACAUGCGCGAAUGGCUCCUAUUCUCCUCUGUUGACAUGGUCAACUGGCAGCACCACGGAUCGCCCAUGAACGUCGCCACUUUCGCGUGGGCUGAGGCCAAUGCGUGGGCCGGGCAGGCCAUUGAGCGCAACGGCAAGUUCUACUUCUACGUCCCGACGACCGCGAUCAACGGCAGCAUGUCCAUCGGCGUGGGCGUGAGCGACACCGUCACAGGCCCCUACGUCGACGCCAUCGGUGCCCCUCUCCUUGGCAACGGACAGAUUGACCCAACGGUUUACAUCGACGACGACGGGCAGGCGUACAUGUAUUGGGGCAACCCGGAUCUGUUGUAUGUCAAGUUGAACGAGGACAUGAUCUCGUACAGCGGAGAAAUCACCAAAGUGGAUCUCACCGCAGAAGACUUCGGGGCUCGUGAAGGCAAUCCGUCGCGUGCUACCACCUUCGAGGAGGCUCCGUGGGUGUACAAGCGGGGCGAUUUAUACUACAUGAUUUUCGCGGCAGUGUGCUGUCCCGAGGACAUUCGAUACUCGACUGGCCCGACUAUCACAGGGCCAUGGACCUACCAAGGCCAGAUCAUGCCCACAGAGGGCGGCAGUUUCACGAACCACCCGGGCAUCAUCGACUUUGCCGGCAAGUCCUACUUCUUCUACCACAACGGCGCUUUGCCUGGAGGCGGGGGCUUCACACGUUCCGUUGCUGUGGAAAGUUUUGAGUACAACGCCGACGGAACGUUUCCCCUGCUGAAGAUGACAACCGACGGACCUGCGCAGGUUGUCAACGUGGAUCCUUACGUCCGUCAGGAGGCUGAGCUCAUUGCGUGGUCGGAGGGAGUCGAGGUCGAAGCGUCAGGCGAAGGUGGGAUGAGCGUCGCAUACAUCAAUGAUGGAGAUUACAUCAAGGUCAAGGGAAUUGACUUCGGGGACGGUGCGGCAUCUUUCACUGCCCAGGUUGCCUCAGCCACUGGCGGCGGGAACAUCGAGUUGCACCUUGACAGUAUCUCUGGUCUUCUUGUUGGUACGUGUGAUGUCUCUAGGUCUGGAGGCUGGCAGUCGUGGACGUCUGUGACCUGUGCUAUCAGCGGCGCGGAAGGGGUCCAUGAUCUGUUCUUCAAGUUCACUGGUGAUGGAUCGGACUAUCUCUUCAACUUCGAUUGGUGGCGAUUCGACAAAUGA